Molecule: messenger RNA, 1543 nt
Organism: Gasterosteus aculeatus aculeatus (three-spined stickleback)
Lineage: Eukaryota; Metazoa; Chordata; Actinopteri; Perciformes; Gasterosteidae
Source: RefSeq, a predicted model, not a curated record
CUCUCCUCCUCUCCAUGACUGACCGACAGUGACCUCAGUUUCUGCAGCACAACUUAAAGACAUCCCGCAAACUGCGCUCACACACACACACACACGCACGCACAGCACGCGGCACCAGGAGAGAUGGCCGGUAUAUUCGGGAAGAUCUUCGUGGGCAUUUACGUGGAGAUAAAGCGGAGCGACGGGCGAAUACACCAGGCCAUGGUCACGUCUCUGCACGAGGACAACGACAGCGUGACGGUGGAGUGGAUCGAGAACGGAGACACCAAAGGGAAAGAGAUCGAUCUGGAGAGCGUCUUUGCUAUGAAUCCAGAUGUUGCUCCUGAUGAGGAGAUCCCACAGAGUCCCGAACCUCCUCUUCCUCCCUCUAAUGUCGCCAAAACCAGCAAACUCCCCAAGACCAAACGGAUCACGUCCACAGCGAAAGCUGAGAUCCUCCCGCGGGAGAACAGAGCUGCAGCAGUGGGGACCACGCGUGCCCGUCCCAGCCAGCACAGCCAGGCCGCCGAGCCGCCGCCGCCCCCGCCCCCGGCCAUCGCCCCCCAGUCCGCCCUCAACCAGACGCUGCUCCAGCAGCAGAACGCGCGGAAGAAAUCCAGCUGUGUGAAGGAAGUUGAGAAACUGCAGGAGAAACGAGAGAAGAGACGACUUCAGCAACAAGAGCUCAGAGAGAAGAGAGCGCAGGAGGUGGACGUCCAGAUGCCAAACUAUGAAAUCAUGUGUAUGAUCAGAGACUUCAGAGCCAGUCUGGACUACCGGCCCUUAACCGGCAACGAUCUGAUCGAGGAGCACAGGAUAUGCGUGUGUGUGCGCGCACGGCCCCUCAAUAAGAAAGAACUGACCACCAAGGACCUGGACGUGAUCACCAUCCCCAGUAAGGACGUGGUGAUGGUCCACGAGCCCAAGCAGAAGGUGGACCUGACCCGCUACCUGGAGAACCAGACCUUCAGAUUCGACUACGCCUUCGAUGAGAACUCCACCAACGAAAUGGUGUACAGGUUCACGGCUCAGCCGCUGGUGGAGACCAUCUUUGAGCGAGGGAUGGCGACCUGCUUCGCGUACGGACAAACAGGAAGUGGGAAAACACACACGAUGGGAGGCGACUUCUCAGGAAAGAACCAGGACUGCUCCAAAGGGAUCUACGCUCUCUCUGCCAGAGAUGUUUUUCUCAUGAUAAAGAAGCCAAAUUACAAGAAGUUGGAUCUUCAAAUCUUUGCUACAUUCUUUGAGAUUUACAGCGGGAAGGCAAGUGUCUUUUAAACCUGAUUAGCAUUGAAUUCAUUUGAUAAGAGUUUGCGUUGCCUCCUUUUAAAGUUAUGAGCCGACGUUCAUCAGGCAGAAGCAAAAGUAGUAAUAUUUGAAGUGAGGAGUGACUUAGAGAUGCAGUACACGUCUGCACGGUGAUUGACAGGUGUCUACCAGAGAAGCCAAAUUCGUCUCUGGCAGAGACCUGUCAAUCACCCUGUAGCCCCGCCCUUGAGCACACCAAUGGACCAUCUUUUACUAUAUCUUGCUGUAUUGGAGAAGACCGUGCUGGUCACUA